CAAAGCAGGAUGCGACAUUUGGCCAAAGUAAUGCCAUCCCAGUCUUCAGUAUGAGCCAUUGCGUCAUGGACCAUAAUAAUACUCAGACAUCCCCAGAUAGUGCAUUCAUUCAGCCCCCCUCUCUUUAAUCCUUUGUCCUGCUUUCCCCUCCCGGAGUCCAGCACCUGAAUGUGCAACUUUGUGCCGGGUUGCUUAGCGACGUCGAGUGGCGUUCCUGAGCCAAGAGAUCCACUUGUUAAAUCGAGACGUAAUGUAACACUGACAUCUUCCUCCAGCGACCGAUCAAUGAUGCCAACAGGUGUUUUGUUUUUAUUCGUGGCGGAUAUGUGCACGUAUGUUAUUUAUCAGCAUUUCGGUCAAUUGUUUUUAGAGUGAUCGAGCGCUCAAGUUGUGGAUAGGAGCAGAUGGCAAACUCAUAAUCUGCUUUGCUCAGAGUGGCCACGCGCUCCUUGAAUGCAUCAUGCGCCGAGGACUUUGACGGGCCCAAAUCCUAGCUAUCAUGUGAAGGCUUUGGCUUUUGAAGGCUCAUUGUGCCAUUAAGCUGCGCUGCCUUACCCAAGGCACUGGACUGUAAAAAUGUCACCACCGGCAUGACCAACAUUACUUAUUUAAGAUCACUACAUCAGGAGGCAACCUCGCCACCAACAACGAAUUGGCUCCUUGGGCACAAAGGUGCUAUGUUAUUACUGUACACCCUAGGCUUUUAUGCCUCCCUUGGCCUGGCUGCCCCUCAGGGCAACUUCCCCAGGCUCGAGAACAUAGGGGCAUAUAAAUCUGUCAGCACCAUGCCGACGAGGGCCACAUGUGGAAUUCCCGAGAGAAGUACUUUCUGUCAAGCCGGCCAGGUUCAGGAGGAUCUCCACACCUGUAUCCAGAAGUUCUGUAUCCAGGAGUGUCCGUAUAGCUCCUCUACGCUAGACUACACCGACAUCCUCGCCACAAGUGUGGGCAUGUGCUGGAAGGGUGAUGCACAGGACCACCGUCCAGGAGCGGAGGCCGAUUCCACCAGCUUCAUCUUUCCGACCUCGAGAGGUUGUCAGGCUUCCCCGUCAACUCUAAGCUUCGGCCCAGCGAGCUCAUUUACUCUAACAGUGUGGCUGAAACUCGAGCAAGACGCUGUAAUGACUUUAAUGGAAAAGAGCGCUGUGGGCAGACUGGUGCUGCUGGUGACAGUCUCCAAGGAUGACAUUCAGAUCCACUACGGCAUUCACAGCAAACAAAACUUCUCUAUAAGCAUGGAGACUGCAGGUCAUAUUAGCAUAGGCAUCUGGACACACAUGGCUCUACAGAUACAUAACACAAGUGUGAGCUUGUUCCUGAAUGGUCAAGAGGAUGAUGGCACAGCUUUAGACACACAAACCUUGGCAGGACCAGUUGACGACAUCAGCUCAGAGGGUGCUCUGUGGAUCGGUUCAAGUUCUAACGGGUCAAAUCAAUUCAUUGGAAGGAUGCAGGAUUUUAGAUUUUAUCCAAAGACGUUAACCAACAGAGAGAUUGAAGAAGUGUACACUGGACAAUUUCCUCACCUACACACACAGUCGACAUGCCGCUGCCCUGCCAGCCACCCCAAAGUGCACCCCCUAGUGGAGAGGUACUGCAUCCCAAACGCAGCCAAUGAUACCACCCAUAACAAAGUUCUCCGUCUGAACCAGGAUGCCCACCCCCUGCAUUACAUCAAUGACAAUGACAUUGGAACCACCUGGAUCUCCUCCAUCUUUCCCACUUUAGAGCUGCUGGACAAAGGAAUAACCAUCACUAUAGACCUGGAGAAUGGACAGUACCAGGUUUUCUAUGUGAUACUCCAGUUCCUCAAUGCUCAGCCUGAAGCGGUCCGCAUUCAAAGGAAGACAACCGGGAGCUCAGAAUGGAAGGACUGGCAGUUCUUGGCCAAGAACUGCAGCUACUUUGGAAUGAAGGAUAACGGGCCUUUGGAUCGUCCUGAUUCUGUAAACUGUCUACAGUUGCCCAGCAACAUACCUAUCUCCCGAGGAAAUAUCACUUUUAGCAUGCUGACACCCGAGCCGAACCUGCGACCGGGCUACAAUGACUUCUACAACAGUGUCCCCCUGCAGGAAUUUGUAAGAGCCACACAUGUAAGAAUCCACCUCCAUGGACAGUACCACACCCAAGAUCCCGCGGUUCCUUUCCGUCAUCGCUACUACGCCGUGGAUGAGAUCACCAUCAGCGGCAGGUGUGAGUGCCAUGGCCAUGCAGACAGCUGUGACACUAGUGUGAGUCCGUACCGCUGCGCCUGCCUCCCAGAGAGCCACACACAUGGAGCUAAUUGUGAGAGCUGCUAUCCUCUCUUCAAUGACAAGCCAUUCAGAGCUGGAGAUCAGGUACAGGCGUACAACUGCCGCCCAUGCCAGUGUUACGGCCACGCUUUUUCCUGCCACUACAAUGCCAGUAUGGAUCCUCACCCUGAAGAUCACUUUAGAGGGGGAGGAGGGGUGUGUGAUAACUGUACACAUCACACCACAGGCAGGAACUGUGAGCGGUGUCAGAGUCUGUUCUACAGGGAGGUGGGUGCACUCCUGUGGGCCAAGGACGUGUGCAAACCAUGUGAGUGCCACAGCGCUGGGACCGUCAAUGGCAGUUUAGAAUGUGAACCGAUCGGGGGGCAGUGUAAGUGCAAGCGACAUGUGUCUGGCAUACAGUGCAAUCAGUGCCAACACGGAUUCUACAAGCUGCAGUCGGCGCUGGCUGAUGGCUGCCGUGCCUGUAACUGCAAUACCGCCGGGACCGUGCAGCCAGAUAUUACCUGUCACCAGGACUCAGGUCAAUGCCAGUGUAAGGCAAACGUAAUCGGUCUAACCUGUGACCGUUGUAACUACGGCUUCAAAUUCCUCAAUCGCACAGAUCCUGACGGCUGCAUUCCCUGUGGUUGUGACCCACGUGGUUCUCUACACCAGUUCUGCAAUGCUUUCACCGGCCAGUGCGAGUGUAAAGAUGGCGUACGAGGCCUUCUCUGUGACACCUGCAUCCCUCACUUCUACAGUCUGAACGGCAGUGGAGUCUGCCUGCCCUGCGACUGCAGUCCAAAUGGAUCCGUUCCUGGUGCCUCCUGUGAUGCGGUUACCGGACAAUGUAGGUGCAAACCUCACACAGAGGGCCGGCGGUGUGACAUGUGCCGGGAUGGAUACCACAGUCUGGACAGCAGCAACUCCUUGGGCUGUGUGCCUUGCCAGUGUGAGCUCAGAGGCACGGUGAAUGGCUCAGAUGUGUGCGACAAGACCACGGGCCAAUGCAUGUGUAAAAACAACGUAGAGGGACUACGUUGUAAUCAAUGCUCAUCUCACACCUACAACCUGAGUUCUGCCAACACCACGCAUGGAUGUCAACCAUGUCACUGUGAUCACAUGGGCACCGUGCCUGCAACCGUGUGCAACCCUGUUAGCGGUCAAUGCGUCUGCCUGCCCACACGCUACAGCCAAGACUGUGGAACCUGUAAACCAGGUUUCUUCCUGUCUGAGGCGGGGUUCAGUGAGUGUGAAGUGUGUGAAUGUCACUCAGUUGGAGCGGUGGGGCAGGUGUGUGCUGCCCACUCAGGGCAGUGUGUGUGUGCUCACCCAUCACUUACCGGUCGCAGAUGCGACCAGUGCCAGGAUCUCUUCUUUGGCUUUAAUCCAAGUGUUGGCAGGUGUGAGCCUUGUGGAUGUGAUCCUGUCGGGGGAUUCAAUGGCACGUGCCACCCCCAGACGGGGCAGUGUUUGUGCAAGCUGUAUGUGACUGGAGAUAAAUGUGACAUCUGUGUGGAGGGAGCCAGUCACAUGGAUCCAAACAACUACCUGGGGCACAAAAAAGAUCCCCAACAGCAGCCUCCUCCUCUCGGCCAGGUUCUGAACUCCACGGCUAUAGAUCUGACCUGGAGAGCCCCUGACUCCCCCAACAGUAAUGAACUGAUGUACACACUGCUUCGAAACUCAGAGAUCAUCCACAUCAGCCACAGCCAGCACCCAUUCGGAACUAUGCAUUACACAGAUGCUUCUUUGUCUCCUUAUAUGGCAUAUUCUUACCAGCUCAUCACUAGCAAUAUCCGUGCUAACACCAGCAGCGCCACGGUCAGCUUACGCACCCUGUCUGCUGUACCUGAGCGAGAGGAACUCCAAUUAACCCUUGUGGGUCGACCCAAGCCCACCAGCGCCUCCUUUAACUGGACAGAGCCUUUGAACACCACUGGUCCAGUGAUCAGCUAUACCCUGAGCUCGAUACAGGAUCUGACUGGAGAAGAGAGGAUCCACUACACAGGACUUCAAACAGAGGCUACCGCUGAGGAGCUGCAACCCUUCACUGGAUACAACUUCAGUCUGCAGGCUUGCACUAAUGGAGGCUGUGCUCGCAGCGAGAGUCUGGUCAUACUUACUGCUCAGAUACCUCCUCAGCAGCAGCCUGCACCCACAAUCACAACCUUAGGGUCAUCACAACUCCAAGUGGACUGGGAACCUCCAGUGUUACCUAAUGGCAUAAUUAUCAGAUAUGAGCUUUUUAUGCAGCUGCAGAAUGAGUCGCAGAGAAACGCCACCAGUUACGGUCCAGAGCAAAGGGUUUUCCUCAGUAGUGGCUGGCAUAACCCACGGCGGUCGUUGAGCUCGGCCAAUGAGAACGCUCUAACACCGCCUGAGAGCAGUACGGUUGUGUCCAAUCUAGAAUCCUUUUCCACCUACCGCUUCAGAGUGCUCACAGUUAACAUGGCCGGCAGUACCCUGUCAGAGUGGGCCACGGGGCGAACUGCAGAAGGAGUGCCCGAGUACAUGCCCCCUCCUCACGUGUCCCCUGUGUCCUCGUGCUCACUCAGAGUGAGCUGGGAGAUGCCACAGGACAAAGACGUCAGGGGCGAAGUGACUGAGUACAGAGUCAACCUUCAACAAGAACAAAUGUCCAAUCCAUACGCUCCACCUAUAGUAACACAGGUGCUAUACAGUGGAUCAGCACAGGAGCGGAGUUACACGGCAGGAGGACUGAAGGCCUAUGAGGAGUACAGUUUUACUGUAACUGUGUGCAACAGACAGGGUUGUGUGAGCAGUCCACCUGCAUCAGGCCGAACUCUGCCUUCCGCUCCUGCAGGUCUGAGCGCCCCUACAUUAAGGCCGCUGAAUAUGACUGUGAUGAAGGUUUCCUGGGAUGCCCCUGCCGAGCUGAACGGGCCUCCACCUUUGUAUCAUGUGGAGCGGACGGAUGUGUCUUUGUCUGACACCCAGGGUCGGGUUAUAAGGGGGAGACGCUUUACAGGGAGUGGCUACUUCAGAUUUCCCAGCUCCACUUUGCCUGUCAACACUGACUUCACAGGCCUGCAGCUGAGUUUCCGGACACGCGUCGAGGAGGGGCUAUUGCUAUUUGCGGUUUCCCCUGGAGAACAGGAGGAGUAUGUCGCUCUGCAAAUACGCAAAGGCCGUCCAUACUUCCUCUUUGACCCUCAGGCCUCAGCCGUGGCCCUCAGCCCUCACAAUGAUGGAGGUAGACGCUAUAAUGACAACCAGUGGCACCAUCUGAUCGCUACCAGGAAACAGGCCAUGGGAACAAUCAUUGUCGACAAUCAAUACAGCGGAUCAGCAUCAGCCACAAGUGGGAACACCAUCAUCGGUCAGAACACGGGUGUCUUCAUAGGAGGGAUUCCAGAGAAUUUCCCCAUUCUUAGAGAAGACACUGGUCAAGCCAAGCUGGUGCAGCAGGGGUUUGCUGGGUGUUUAAGAGAUUUGAUGGUGCAGAAAUCCAGUGGCACUACUGAUGCAUGGGAGCCUCUGGACUGGCACUCAGCACUUGAAAAACAUGAGACCUAUGAAAGCUGGGAGGGCUGUCCUGCUGUCUCUGAAGAUGGGGCUUACUUCCUAGGACAUGGGUUUCUGAAGGUCAAGCCUGAAAUAUUCGCUGGAGGAGAUUAUUUUGAAAUAUCAUUUGACUUCAAAACUGAUCAGCUAAAUGCAAUGCUGUUGUUCGCUUAUGAUAUAGAGGGGAAAGAUUUCAUUUUGGCGGAACUGCAGGGUGGAGUUCUCUUCUGGGUGUUGCGUUGGGGUGAACAGACGGCAGAGUUGAGCGUAUGGGUGGGCCUGUCCUACUGUGAUGGGGGCUGGAACACUUUAAAUGUGCUGAAGAGAGGCCCGUUAGCAAGUGCUGGCCUCAAUGGCGUAUAUGAACAGGACAGGAAGGGCAUAGGUGGCCCUCUGACCAUCAGCUCGCCACUCUAUCUAGGGGGAGUCCCACCUGGAGUGAAGCACCCAGCCCUGAACAAACACAGCCUUCUGCACAGUUUUGGCGGCUGUAUCAGGGAUGUUAGAUUCGCGCGUGGGCCUGUCGUAAGCUUGGCGGCCGUGUCCAGCAGUGCUGUCAGAGUCAAUCUGGAUGGAUGCCUGUCAGCUGACACCAGCGUUAACUGCAGGGGAAACGACUCCAUUCUGGUGUACACGGGCAGAGACAGGAGCGCAGAGGACCUGACACUGCAGCCCUUCACGGAAUAUUUGUACAGAGUGAUGGCAUCAGGAGAAGGCGGUUGGACAGCUGGGCCGUGGCAGCGGGGGCGCAGUGGAGAGACAGUUCCACAAAGUGUGCUGCCUCCCUCCAGAGUUGGGAGUGUAAAUGGUUCCAGCGUGGAGGUGAGCUGGGAGGAGCCGGCGGAGGUCAGAGGUGUAAUUGAGAAGUACGUACUGAAAGCGUACAGCCGGGACCGUCCCUCCUCCCCCAUCAGUGCCACCUUCCCCCACUCUCAGCACCCGACAGGCACUUUAAGUGGCUUGGCUCCUUUUAGCAGCUACAGUAUUACCCUAACGGCGUGCACUCAGGCCGGGUGCAGCGAGAGCCCGUUCGCCACCAGCUUCAGCACUCCACAAGAGGCUCCGGAGGAGGUUCCUUCACCUUCUGCGAUCUCUUACCCCAACUCUCUGUCUGUCCACUGGAACCCUCCACUCAAACCCAAUGGCAUCAUCAUCCAAUAUAUCCUCUACAAAGACAAUACUUUUGUGUACCAAGGCAACUUGACCAGCUUCAAUAUCACAGGUGUUGGUGUAUUCACUCCUCAUAAGUUGAUGUUGAGUGCUUGUACUGAGGCAGGAUGCACCAACAGUUCCCAGGUUACCCUGUUCACAGGUCAGUUGCCCCCCACGUAUGUAGAGCCACCCACCCUGACCGCACUGGAUGCACGCAGUAUCCACAUACAGUGGGCUGCUCCAGUGGAGGUGAACGGCCUGCUGGAGUUCUACAUGCUGUACCAGUCUGCCUUAGGAGAAGAGCCGGUCGUCGUCUAUAACAGCUCUGAGCUUUUUGAGGAUUAUACAGUGCGGAACCUCGUCCCUGGAUCAAUCUACCUGUUUCAGAUAGCAGCUUGCACGGGAGGUGGAUGCACCCUCAGUGACCCCAGCGUCGCCCACACUGAAGAGAGUUCACCAGAGGAAGUGCCUGCCCCCAACAUCCUGUCACUCUCCCCAUAUUCCCUCAAUGUGUCCUGGACCCCCCCUCGAAAGCCCAAUGGUGUGAUUAGCAGCUAUGGUCUUUGGAUGGAUGGCACGCUGGUGCAAAAUUCGUCCCUCAUGGGCUUCGAGGUCAGUGAUCUGUCCCCAUGGAGCCUCCACAGCUUCCGUGUGCAGGCCUGCACGGCUCAGGGCUGCGCUCUGGGGCCCCUGGUGGAAGGCAGGACUUUAGAGACCCCUCCCGCUGGUCACAUGUCCCUGUAUGUUCUCAGUGAGACUCCACAUUCAGUGCGAGCCAAGUGGGAGGCCCCAGCUAAACCCAAUGGAAACCUGACCUACACAGUCCUCUUCACCGGUCCAGGCCAAACCUUCAGCAGUUUCGAAACGCCAGACACAGAGACAAGAGAGCUGCUCAGCACUGAUAAAGAGGGCCAGUGGGUGUCUAUGGGAUGGACUGCUCUGCCAUAUUCUAAUUACACUGUGCCUGGGGAAGGCCUGUUCAACAGUCAGGGCUGUGUGGAGAGCUCUCCCACCAGCGUCUCUCUCCCACCAGGAGCUCCAGAUGGCCUUCUGCCCCCCAGGCUGGCAGCUGCCACCCCCACCUCACUGCAGGUGGCCUGGGCUGCUCCAGCCCGACACAACGCUCCCGGACCUCUGCGCUACCAGCUCCAGAUGAGGACUUCAGCUUCCCCACAAGUUCACCAGUUAAUGGACGAUGAGACGACUGUAUUUAGUCACAUGGUUAAGGACCUUGAACCCUUUACAGAGUAUCACUUCAGACUGCUGGUGUCCAACAGCCAUGGAGAAACCAGCAGCCCAUGGGUCUCUUUUUUUACUGCACAAGACAAGCCUGGAUCUAUUGACCCUCCUGUACUCUCUGACAUCCAACCCAGAAGUGCUUCUGUCUCCUGGUCUCCACCGUCCCAGCCCAAUGGCAUCAUCACCCAUUAUAACAUCUACCAAAACCAGCAGUUAAGUGUCAGUGUGCUAGGAAACAGCACCAGCCACACUCUUUCUCAACUUACACCCUAUCAGCAGUACACCAUAGUGGUGGAGGCCUGCACAGCAGCAGGAUGCACUCUUUCCUCUGAGUCCUACACCAUACGCACCCCUCCAGCCCCCCCAGAGGACGUCCCAGCCCCGCAGCUUUACUCAGACACCCCCACAUCAGUGCUCUUGUCCUGGGCCCCACCACGUCAUGCCAACGGUGAACUGGAUGGCUACACCAUUGAGAGGAGAGUCACUGCCACACAACAGAUUUCUACUGUGGCCACAUUGCAGCCCAACCAGACAUUCACUUACCUAGACAGCUCUGCUACACUCAGCCCCUGGACCAAUUAUGAGUACCGCAUUGUGGCGCACACAAGGCUGGGUGGAUCCAAUAGCAGUGAGUGGGAGAAAGUGACCACUAGACCAUCAAGACCUGCAGGACUACAGUCGCCUCAUGUGCUGGUUUUGGGACCAGAGUCAGUACAGGUUACAUGGACCGCUCCACUCAUACCCAAUGGAGAAGUUGAGCGCUACGAGAUCCGCAUGCCUGAUCCACGCAUCUCACACACCAAUACGUCCAUGCUCCACCGUACUGUUACCAACCUGCUGCCCUACACCAACUACAGCAUCACCGUCCUCGCCUGCUCAGGAGGUGGAGGCCAUGUUGGAGGCUGCACUGAGAGCUCUCCAACACUGGUUGCUACAUUACCCACAAUUCCAGAAGGUUUGCCAUCCCUGUCAGUAGUAGCCAUCAGUGAAUCUUUCCUGGCUGUUUCAUGGCAACUCCCUUGGCCGAAUGGGCCCAACAUAAGAUUUGAGCUGUUGAGACGGAAAACCCAGCAGCCCCUGGCCUCCCGUCCCCCUGAAGAUUUGAAUCUGUGGUACAAUGUUUAUGCAGGAACCAAAUUGUUUCAUGAAGAUAAAGGCCUUAGCAGGUACACAUGGUACGAAUACAAACUUCUGGUUCGCAAUGAUGUUGGCUACGCUUCAGGGGAGGUUGCAACAGGGGUCACACUGGCUGGGCUACCCCUCACCCCCAUCAGCAUAUCUGUCCAAGUUCUCAAUCAUACAGCGAUCCUGGUCAACUGGACCACCCCCACUCUACAAGAUUUGCAGGGAAGUGUGGAGGACUACAUCCUUAUGGUUCUGUCCACCCAGCACAGACAGACUCUUACUCUUGAUCCAGCUGUGACCUCUGUGGUCAUCUCUGACCUGCAGCCCAGCACAGAGUACAAGCUCUCCUUGACUGUAUCCAACGGCGCUCACAACAUUACAAGUCCUGAGGUCAUCUGCACUACUACAGAUGGAGAACCUGAAGGAGUCUUUCCUCCAGAGGUGGUGGUCCUAAAUAGCACAGCAGUGAGGGUGCUAUGGACGGCUCCUUUCGUUCCAAAUGGUGUAGUCACAAAGUACUCCAUCUAUCUUGAUGGCCAUCUCUAUGAGUCCACUAGCAAUGGAACUGGAUCACUGGAAGUUGGAGGACUUUUGCCAUUCACUGUACACAGUAUUCAGGUGGAGGUGUGUACUGUGUACGCGUGUGUGGAGAGUAACAGCACUCAGGUGACCACGGUUGAGGACACACCGACUGAAAUCGCCAAACCUCAGAUUCAAGUGCUUAGCUCUAGAUCAGUUAAACUGGACUGGACAUCACCUGGUAAGCCCAAUGGCAUUCUGGGAGGAUAUGACGUGUGGCGGAGGACUCUGCAGAGGUGCGAGGAGCUGCAGACCCAGCAGGCAUUUGCUCCUCAGGCUCACUGCUCGUACCUGGAGUGCCUUGCAGACCAAGACUUCUGCGACAAGACCUGGUAUAAUCCUGAGACACAGGUAUGCUGUGCAGGGACUGUUCACAGCCUAAAUCAGUCUCAUCAGUGUUGUGAAGAGCAUUACAUUCCAGCUUUAGAGGAUUCUGGGAGUGUGUGUUGUGGAGGUCAGUUGCCUUUGCCUCAACACCAGUGCUGUGGAGGAUAUUACAUACUAGUUCCACCAGGAGAGGUCUGUUGUCCGGACUCUGUGGAACGGCGUGUAUCUGUUGGUCUUGGGGACUCAUGCUGUGAUGGGAGUCCUUUCAUGUCUGGAGCCGGACAGAUCUGCUGUGGGGGGCGUCUUCAUGAUGGCUUCAGCUCCCAGUGUUGUGGAGGACAGCUGGUCCCAAGAGAGACAGUGUGCUGUGGGGAUGCUCACCAGGGGACGCCCCAUAAACAUGUAUCAGGAUUCAUCUGCUGUGGAGAGCACUACAUCAACACAUCCACUUCCUGGUGCUGCAUGGGUCCCGGCGGAGAGUCUAAAGUCCAUGUGGUGGAGAACAGGAUGGCGUCGCUGAAGUGCUGCUGGUCAGAGGUGAUUGAUCAGGAGGAAGAGUGUUGUAAUGGAGUGGGCUUCAAUCCGCUCACAUCUGUGUGUGCUGACAGAGCCCCGGCCAGCAUCCUCAUCCCGGAGAAAUGCCGCCCCAGUACGGUGUGUCCUGUGUCGAUGGCCGUAGGAGCGUACUGUGGCUUGUGUGAUUUUAGCCUGGCACAGUCUAUCUGUACAUGGGUACCAGGUGAGCUGGUCCCCAUGCACGUUUUAUCUCCCUCUGCUGUUGCCGCCACCCAGACAGAAGCUCCUUCUGCUGCCGCCCACAGCCAGCUCUGCCCAUCCUCAGAGGAGCUGAUAUACAGUGGAAUGGCAAACCGAUACAGUUUCACAGACACUGAACUGGACCCUUACACCAGUUAUGAGUAUAGGAUUGGUGCCUGGAACAGCUUUGGCCGUGGGUUCAGUCCCUCCUCUCUUGUCACUACUAAAGAAGAUGCACCCUUGGUUGUGUCUCCUCCUCACUGGAGCCAUGUGGGUCUGCGUGAUGACAUCAUCCAGCUUGAAUGGUCAGCCCCAAACAAGCCUAAUGGUGAGAUAAGUCACUAUGUGAUCCUGCGUGAUGGACAGGAGCGCUACCGUGGCACUGAUCGUAGCUUCACUGAUGCGGGAGGAAUCCGACCUUUUCAGGAGUAUGUGUACCAGCUCAGAGCUUGUACUGCCGCCGGCUGCACAGACAGCUCAAAAGUUGUGGCAGUGACUGUCCAGGGGGAGCCAGAGGGAAUCGCUGCUCCGGUGGUGAGCGCGCUGGGGCCCAGGGCCCUAAGGAUCACCUGGGUAGUUCCAGCCAAACCGAACGGUAUCAUCCGGGAGUACCGCAUCAAUCAGAGCACCAUUGGAGUCAUCCACACACAUACAGAAGGGGAGAUGGCUUAUAAUGUCACAGGUCUGGAGCCUCACACCAACUACAGCUUCAUUGUUGUUGCAUGCACUGCAGCUGGCUGUGGAGCAAGUCAGCCAUCUAUGGGCCGCACACUGGAAGAUGCACCAGCAGAUGUGUGGACAGUGCCCAGACAUAUCCAGUUGAACUCCUCAGCAGUGGAGCUUCACUGGAGCCAACCUCUCAAACCCAAUGGCCUGCUCUCUCAGUAUCGGCUGCUGCGUGACGGAGUGGUCGUCUUCACCGGUGACGGAGGAGAGAUGAGCUACAUAGACACUGGCCUUCAGCCCAACACCAGAUAUGUGUACGAGUUGGAGGCCAACACCGGCGGCGGGAGCAGUCUCAGUGAUCGAUACGUCAUUCAGACCCCCAUCUCCUCCCCAGAAAGGAUUCCUCCUCCGUAUAAUGUCAGCCUCCAUGGCCCUCGCUCCGUCUUUGUUGCCUGGUCACCCCCAGGUGUGUAUAAUUCAAGUGCCCCUUUGGAAUAUAACGUCCUGCUCAAUGCAGGCACUGAGCGGCCCCUCAUCCGCCGUGCUGGACCAGAGCACUUCCUGUUACUGCAAGGAUUGGACCCCUAUACCAUCUACCACAUUCAAGUACAGGCCUGUCAGCCAGAUGGUUGUGGUGUAGGACAGGGGCUGUCUGUUCGGACCCCUGAAGCUGCUCCCUUAGCUCAGGACCCUCCAGUUCUCAAAGCUGCCGGUGCGGCCGUUAUCGUGGUCUGCUGGAGUCCGCCAAACAAACCCAACGGCCUCAUCACUAGCUACUUCAUUUACAGGCGGCCAACUGGAACUCAAGAGGAGCUGCUGGUGUUCAUCUGGACCGAAGGUCCCCUAGAAUUCAUCGAUGCCUCAGAUUCCCUUCUACCGUUCAGUGAAUAUGAAUACAGAGUCAGCGCCGACAACUCUAAAGGCUCUGCCUCCAGCUCCUGGACCUCCGUCCGAACUCUAGAGGCAGAACCACAGGGAAUGGACACGCCCUCGGCCCGCCCUGCCAGUGCCUACUCGCUUCUGCUGAGCUGGACCCAGCCUAGCAUGCCAAACGGAAUGAUCUCCAACUACAGAGUGGUGUACCAGAAACUACCCAACGAUCCUACGUUCAACUCCACAACUGUUACUGCUCUUACAGUUCUGGUAAUACUCUUAUCUCCCAUCAAUUUGAUACAUUAUGUGAGAAGUUUGUUAUUAUGUGAUAAAUUAACCAUGUGGAAAGAAGCUCAUGUGUUUGGGUUGGAGCCAUACACCACAUAUAAUGUGCGUGUAGAAGCAGUUAAUUGAGCAGGUCAGGUGUCUAGUCCUUGGACCACCAUUCAGACCCUUGAAGCCACUCCAAGUGGCCUGGCUAACUUCAGCGUGGAGAAGAGAGAACACAGCAGAGCACUACUGCUACAGUGGGCUGAACCAGCCUCUCCAAAUGGAGUCAUCAAAAUGUACAAUAUCUUCAAUGAGGACAACCUGGAGUUCAGCGGCCUCGCACGUCAAUUCCUCUUCCACCGCCUGGAACCCUACACUGUGUACACACUCAUUCUUGAAGCUUGCACCGAAGCGGGCUGUACAAGGACUGCACCUCAAUGCAUUACCACAGAGGAGGCCGCCCCGUCCUCUCAACCGGCUCCUACGGUACAGCAGGUCCAAUCCCGCAGCGUGGAGCUCUGCUGGUCUCCACCUGCCCACCCCAACGGCAGGAUCCUGCAGUAUGAGGUUCUGGCUGUAAGUCUAGAGGAUGGCAGAGUACGGAGUGAUGAAGAUGACUCAAUGAGAGCCAAGAUUGUGUUCAUCCAGAACGACACCCAGGCUAACAGCUUCUCCUAUAAUAUGUCUGGCCUUCUGCCCUGGAGCAGGUACAAAUUUCGAGUGCGCGUAUCAAAUGCGGCAGGAUAUACCAAUAGCCCGUGGCUCACAGUUCAAACCAAACAAGCUCCUCCUAGGGGGUUGGCUCCUCCGGCUGUCAGUCAUGUAGAGGGCAAGCCUAAUGAAGUCUUAGUAGCUUGGACACCUCCUUUGGAGCCCAAUGGUGUUCUUCUGACCUACAGGAUUCAGAGGGACAACGUUGGCUUCCAUUUCAGCUUCGACUCAAGUGUGUUCAACUACACUGAUGUGGAUUUAACUGCAUACACUCUCUAUAGUUACGCAGUCAUUGCCUGCACCGUGGCUGGGUGUGUUACCAGUGAGCCGACUCAGAUCAGGACAUUAGAAGCCGCCCCUGCCAACGUAGAGCCGCCUAGGGUGUCUGAUGUCACUUCCUAUUCACUCAAUGUGUCAUGGUCUGUUCCAUCCAUCCAGAAUGGUGAGACUGUGGUGUAUAUUCUAAAAACUGGAGAUGAGGAGGUCUACCGAGGGAAACAGUUAAGUGCACAGGUUUUUGAUCUUCAGCCACAUGUUUCCUACAUCCUCAUCUUGGUGGCUUGCACCAAUGGUGGCUGCACUGCCAGUUCGCCCACUUCAGUACUGACAAGAGAAGCACCACCCUCAGGGAUGCCCGCCCCAUCUCUAAAAGUCACAGGCCCUGAAUCGGUUGAGGUCACGUGGAGAGAGCCCAUCCAGCCCAAUGGAGUAAUCAUAGGAUAUGAACUCCGUCGAAAUGGGAGCCUCAUUUACACUGGCAUGGACACCCGUUACCAUGACUUCACCUUACUUCCAAGCAUCGCGUACAGCUACACCAUCACUGCCAAUAACAGUCAAGGAGCCACUACCAGUCUGCCAACUGUGGCCAGGACACAGCCUUCAGCGCCCUCUGGUGUGGCUCCCCCCAGACUGCAGACUCUGGGGCCAUUCAGCAUUAUGGUGCAGUGGGACCCCCCUGCACGACCUAACGGGGUCAUCAUCAGCUACUCGCUUUACAAACGGGACCCAGCUGAGCCAGAUAUGAAACGCUUAAUUUUCGCUUCACACCACAGUGCAUUUCAGAGCCGAAGUUUCUCCCUUACUGCACUAAAGCCCUACUACAGGUAUGAGGUCAGAGUGGAGGCCUGCACCCUGUUAGGCUGUGCUGCUAGUGACUGGUCUUCAAUACAGACGCUUGAGUCGCCUCCUGCUGGACAACCUGCCCCGCUGCUGGAGCUGCAAACUAACCCUAAGGGCAUACAGACAGUCUUUCUGCUGUCCUGGUCUCCUCCAGCUGAGCCGAACGGAAAACUUUUGCACUACGAGCUUUACCGAAAACACGCUUUAGACAAGGAAAGCCGAUCUGUAACUACACUGGUCUACCGCAACUCCUCAACCUCCUGCCAUGAUGACAAACUCCUGCCCUACACAUCCUACGAAUACCAGGUGUGGGCUGUAAACUCAGCAGGUCAUGCUGGUAGCCCCUGGGCUCAAGGUCGCACAGGUCCAGCUCCUCCAGAGGGGUUGAGCCCGCCUAAAUUCUUGCACAUCCACGCCACCUCAGCUGUGGUGGAUAUCAGCCCACCCACCAAGCCAAAUGGCAUUGUCAGCCUCUACAGAGUCUUCGCACAAAACAAAGACUCAUACCAGCUGAUGUCUGAGGGGACGUCCCACCAGCAAACUCUCCACGGUCUUAGGCCCUUCACUGUGUAUUCUGUAGGUGUGGAGGCCUGCACCUGUUUCCUGUGCUGCAGCCGAGGUCCCUUAAGUGAGCUCCGCACCCAGGCCUCUGCCCCUGACCAGCAGCCCCUGCCACGUCUAGUCGCCCUUACCUCCCGCUCAGCUCUGGUGGAGUGGGACAUGCCUCUUCAACCCAAUGGCAUCAUUGAAAGCUGUGAGCUCCACGUGCGGUCAUCCUGUCCUCAGCCGCUGCAGCCUGUCCCUGUAACCUGUGUCAUGGGCCCUGUGGAGAUCAAGUUCUUUGGAAUGAGGCAGAGCUUCAACAUCACUGACCUACUGCCCUAUGCCAACUAUGAGCUGUGUGUAGUGUCUUAUAAUAACAUGGGCAGCACUGCGUCUGACUGGAUCUCCAUCACCACACUCAAAGAAUCUCCUCAAUAUAAAGAGGCAUUUGUGGUGCACAGUAACAUUACCACAGUGUUUGUGGACUGGAGCGGCUCUUUCUCUUUGAACGGGCCUCUGAGAGAAUACAGCCUAACCGAGAACAACCUGCGCAUCUACAGCGGCUUCCACAGCUCUCUGCACAUCCCACGCACCUCUGAUAAAACCUUUGCAUUUCAAGUUACCUGCACCACUGACAGCGGCAGUGCCAGCUCUCCUGUAAUUAAAUACAACACAGCCACCGGUGUAGAUGCCAUGGAGUCGAGUUCUGGAGGUAAAACAGGUUUGUAUGGGGCUGAAUACAAGUUCUAUACAGAGUUGUGGUUCAUCAUUCUCAUGGCGUUCCUGUGGCUGCUGCUGCUGGCUCUGAUAAUGGGUCUGGUGCUGAGAAGAGCCCUAAGCAAGCCCCCCUUCAUCAGGGAGAGACCUCCAAUAAUGCCCCUUCAGAGGAGAAGUACCAAGUAUCCGCCUAAUGACACCUAUCUGAGACCUUCCUCUGAACUCUGCUCUAACCAUGCUUCUACUGCUCUGCUUCAGCCUGAUGCACCCAUGGGUUUGACUGAUACUAAGAUCAGCACCAGCAACCACAGCUAUCAGGCCAGCAUGUCUGUACUGCGUGUUCCCAGCCAGAGCCAGCUCAGCCAUGCCUAUUCCCAGAAUUCCUUGCAUCGGAGUGUUAGUCAGCUGAUCGACACCCAGGAUAAGAAAUCUCUGGGCGGUGGAGCAUGGGACACUGACCUGCACAUGGCACUGACAGCGGGCAUGUAUGUGGGGGAUGAGGAGUUUGGGGAGACGAUUAAAAGCUACAGCUCAGUGAAGAAGGAGCAAACCAUGUUUACAGACACUCACUUGUAAAGCGAUCACAAACACACACCUACUGUGGAAAACAUUCUUGCAGUGGAAUGUAAUGAGAAGUUGUAUUUCACAAUGCUGGAAUUUUUUUUGGUUUUGUUAUUAGUCAGAGAUAUAAUGGUCACUUAUUAGCAGAUAUUCCACUGGUGCCACCUCAAAAAAGUGCAUGAUGUAGCUGCAUAUAUAUACACCUAAUCAGUUCUUUAGAGGAGGUGAAGGCUUACAGUACAGGAUAAGCAGCAUAUACUUCUAUUGACUUUUUUAAAUAGGGUUUAGUUAAGUCUGAUUUCAUACUUGUAGAUGUUAUUAUCAGACAUAGAUUAUCUUUUGCUGUAAUAUGUGCUUAAAACAAAUGCAGAGAGGAAGCAAACUGUUCUGAAAAUAGCACUGUAUUAUUAUAGCUUUAAAUGGAGUCUUAUGACUAGCUGUGUAGCUAUGAAAUAUUACCACAAUCAUAAAGUAUUAAUGAACUGAGUCUCCAAAUUAUUCAUGCCAACAUAGAGAGGAAGUCUGUCUCUUCUGUCUCUACAAACACAUGAAUGAGGAAGAUAUUCAAUCCAUUAGACAUCUCCUAGACUUGUCUGUAUUAAUGGAAAUGUUAGCUAAUGUUGUGUUGUGCCUGUUAGACUGAGCAAUAGUGUGAACAUUUGUGAUGAUGCCAAUGGAUCAAGUGUCUUAAAUGUUCAACUCCAAAUAUUGUCAUCAUUGUUACGUGGAAGGUUUUUUUUUUUUAUCAAAGGUUGUUUUAAACCUGUAAAGUGUGAAUAUAUUUAAUUAUACAUGCAUAUUUUUCACAUAGAGAUAAUGAAAAAAAAAAUGAAACAGCACUAUCCUAAA
Cyprinus carpio (common carp) is the source of this 17252-nucleotide messenger RNA. Its product is annotated as usherin-like. Gene Ontology annotation, molecular function: protein binding. Lineage: Eukaryota; Metazoa; Chordata; Actinopteri; Cypriniformes; Cyprinidae. The record is from RefSeq and is a predicted model, not a curated record.